Peronospora matthiolae is the source of this 471-nucleotide messenger RNA. The record is from the annotation of a GenBank genome assembly. Lineage: Eukaryota; Oomycota; Peronosporomycetes; Peronosporales; Peronosporaceae.
AUGGACCUGGGCCUCGGUCCAACAAGGUCGAGUGGUCGGGAGGCGAGAGGGGGGUACUUGGAAGUCGCUGACCAGCCUGUUGAACUGCAGCAGAGUGCGGAUGGAAUUCGCUGGUUUUUCACCACUCACCUACCAGAGUUAUCUACUAAUUCGGACGAGGACAGAUCCGUUUGGGCCCUACGCUUGCGUCGUCACGGCGUCGUGUUUUACUCCCAUCCCGGGCAUCAUGGCUUUCCUUGGGCCGUCGCCGAGUCGGUCGCGAACUUAGCUAUACGAAAAGCUAUUUCACGCCUGGCGUUCACGUUUCACAAAGACUUCUUGCAGUCGCAUUGCGACCGCUGGUGCGGCGUCUGGAGGCCGUCUGUGACUUCGAUCAGUGGCAGCGGGCUGCCGCAAACCAAGACCCGGCACACGUUUGGAAGCAUGACAAUGGCCUUUCCGACCAUCAGGUCUGGACGUGUUACCGUAUAG